AUGGUACCGCAGUUUGGCACAGGAUUCAACGGCGAUUUGGGAAAUACUCUGAAAAGGGACUUACAACAUGGCAGCGACGGGCCGCAACAGCCGACCAGGAAGCGGCUAAAGGCAUCGAUGGGAAGUUUCCCGGGGAGAGCUGCCCCCGCGGAAAACACAAGAGAAGCGCCACCGCUGAUAGACGAUGCUGUGUGUGCGAUAGCCAUGAGUGCGCGCCAAAACUCCAGCGACUCUGCGACGUCGUCGCCGUACGUGGAAAUUGAAGACUACAUAUUGGAGGGCUACGGGUCGGCUCUCAUAAACGGCAGUUACAACAGCAGGUUGAGCCUAGACAAUAUCACCGCAGUCAAUUACUGCCUUUACGACAAGGAUCUGGAAGAAUUCGACGACAGCGACAACGGGACUAGUGACGGCAAGACGCUGGUCGAAACGCCGGAGUCGCAGGAUGUGGAUAUGGACAUGGACAUGGACAUGAACAUGGACCGCUAG
Lachancea thermotolerans CBS 6340 is the source of this 489-nucleotide messenger RNA. Its product is annotated as KLTH0C02772p. The record is from RefSeq and is a predicted model, not a curated record. The transcript has a single exon. Bases 1 to 489 code for a protein of 162 amino acids. Lineage: Eukaryota; Fungi; Ascomycota; Saccharomycetes; Saccharomycetales; Saccharomycetaceae.